Messenger RNA from Plodia interpunctella (Indianmeal moth), 3621 nucleotides. It is a transcript of the gene CycB3, whose product is annotated as Cyclin B3. Gene Ontology annotation, molecular function: cyclin-dependent protein serine/threonine kinase regulator activity. The record is from RefSeq and is a predicted model, not a curated record. Gene Ontology annotation, cellular component: cyclin-dependent protein kinase holoenzyme complex; cytoplasm; nucleus. Bases 190 to 1734 code for a protein of 514 amino acids. NCBI's taxonomy places the organism in Eukaryota, Metazoa, Arthropoda, Insecta, Lepidoptera, Pyralidae. Gene Ontology annotation, biological process: mitotic cell cycle phase transition; regulation of cyclin-dependent protein serine/threonine kinase activity. The transcript has 8 exons.
AAUAGCAACACGUAGCAAAGCAACGGUUUUUGGAGGCAUUCAUCUGUCCGGUGUCGACCCAAAUUACAAAAUUACUUUGAUUUUUGGGCAAAAUUUUACAUUUAUUAGCAAUUGUUUGGGCCGUGCAACUCCAAAAGUAAUCAAUUCUGUGCAAAAACGGCCACCGCCGUUUAAAAGACUAAGUACAUAAUGGCGCCAACAAGGUUGGCAGCAAAGCCAAUCGGCGUCAAUGAGAACUUGAACGGUAUCCUGACCCAUGGCAUAACGACGAGAAGCAAGCAGUUGGCUUCUCUGAAGACGCACAAGGACAUAUUGAAGGUUCCAAACAAGAGAAAAGCCGACAGUCCUCUGAAAGAUGCGACGGCGAAAAGGGCGGCAUUUGGAGACAUCACCAAUGCAUACAAUAAAUCAUGCGCCAACGAGAAGGUCCUGCCCGUGAAGAAAGUCACAGUGGAGAGCAAAAUGCUCCCUAUAGUAAAGAACAUCAAACCACAGACAACAUUAUUAAAUGGCAAAACUUCAAAGGCUAAACAGUUCCAAAGAGUGGCCUCAAAUGCCCUGGAGUCUGUACAGAAACAUUUUGCCAAGGAUCCUCCGAAACUAGUGGCCACGAGGGCUCAGAAAGGAAUUCUGAAGAAUAUUGAAAGGAAAGACAAAAUUGUUGGCAAAGAGAAUCAGAAUCAGAGCCAGAGUUCCGUCAAAUCGGGCAGGAGUUCUGGGGAGCCUUCACUUUAUGUUACAGCCUUGGAAAAUAUAAGCCCAUCAGAAUUGACAAAAGAAGAGAAGGCGAUUAGCGAAAAACUAGAUAAAGUGAAUUUGGACGACACCAUCAGGUCUCUGGACAGUGAAACAGAGGCUCCACACAAACCACCUUCGGGAGUCGCAGACUUCGACCAGGAGAACUGGAACGACCCAUUCCAGGUGUCCCAUUAUGCCAUGGACAUCUUCAACUAUUUGAAGAGUAGAGAGCGGCUAUUCCCGAUCGACGACUACCUCGUGCGGAUGGAGGGCAUCACGUGCUGGAUGCGUGCGCUGCUGGUGGACUGGAUGGUGGAGGUGCAGGAGAGCUUCGAGCUGAACCACGAGACGCUGUACCUGGCCGUGAAGCUGGUGGACCUGUUCCUCGCGCGCUCGUCCCAGCCGCCGGCGUCGCAGCCGCCGCAGCCGCCGCAGCUGCUCACCAAGGAGGAGCUGCAGUUGCUUGGCGCUGCGGCGCUCUUCAUCGCUUCCAAGUUUGAUGAGCGUAUUCCGCCGCUAGUGGACGACUUCCUAUACAUCUGCGACGGCGCGUACACGCUCAGCCAACUGCUGAAGAUGGAGAUGAAUAUCCUCAAGGUGGUGGACUUCGACCUCGGCAUCCCGCUGUCCUAUCGCUUCCUCAGGAGAUAUGCCAGGUGCGCACGAGUGUCAAUGCCGACGCUGACUCUAGCGCGAUUCGUGCUGGAGCAAUGUUUGUUAGAGUACAACUUGUUGCAACACUCUGACAGCAAGAUGGCCGCCGCCGCGCUCUACCUAGCGCUCAGGAUGAAGUCCCUCUCUACAUGGAGCGACACUCUGCAGUAUUACACAGGCUACUCGGAAAAGGACAUCCUACCAAUAGCGCUCGCCCAGAACGCCGCACUCCACAAGAAGCCCAAGUCAGCCAUCAGCACGGUCCGCAACAAGUAUUCGCACUCCAUCUUCUUCGAAGUGGCCAAGGUGCCUCUGAUCGAGGACUCCGCACUCAGCAGCUGAGACCGGCCAAGUGGCACUUUACACCUCGUCGAUACACUACUAAGGUGGGUCCAAAUUUUCUAAUCUAUCGUAUACAUGUGUAUUUCACACUGUCCGCUCUCGGCUACAGAGAUGGCAAGUGUGUUGCCAUCUCUUUUUUUAACAUUAUAGUGCUAAAGAGAGAUUGAAACACAUUUGUGUAGUGUCAGGUUAGCGAUGUGCAGAAUAUAAAAUGACAGUAGCUAAAUGAUUAGUUUCUAGUUGCUGCAUUUGUGAACUCGACUUAGUAGGGAUUUAUGUGGGUUCGAGACAUUUGUCCCCAAUUUGUGAACAUCAGCUAUUGAUUCAGCUAUGCACCGCAUCGUCUGCAACGUAUUACUAAACAGUUAGCUACUUUCCUCGUGUAAAUUUAACUUAUUCUGUCCAAAAGCUCGUGUUGUAUCGCUAAGUCUUACGAUACUGCUAAAUUUUCAAAGUCAAAGCGAAAUUCGAGAAAAAUUUUAAUAUCGCAAAUUUAAUGUAAGGUGCCACAGUGGCUCUGAGCUAUUUUAAGUUAAUGUUUGACAUUAGACUAAUACGUACGGGCGAACGAUAAGUACUUACAGCGCCCGUAAGUGCUAACGCUAGAUAGUAACAAAUCUAGAUCAAUUAAGUAUUUUAGGUAUUUACAUUGUAAAGCGGCGGUUGCAAAUUGUUGAACUUUUGAAGUAGAUAUAUAAUAUGCGUUUUUUAGCAAAGUUUAUAUACAACUUAUUGUCUAAAAAGAAGACUGAUAAAUUUUGCAAUUGACCGAAGAUUUCUGUCUAAGAUCUCUUCGUCGUAUGAUGCAAUGGCAUUGAUAACCCACCAGACUAAACCAGAAUGGAAAGCGAAUCAGUGAAACGAAGUUUCUAGUUCGUAUCUCCCAGUGUUUGAAAAAUAUAUACCAAAAUCAAAUCAAGUCCACACUGCUUUACAUAAACUAACAGAAUUUUUACCAAAAAGCUAUACCUAAUCUACAUUCCAAUAUUCCCUUCCGCCUCGCUUUUUAUUGUAUUGUCUUCCUAUAGGAAAUUAUAGGGAAAAUCCGUUAACAUACGGAGAGCAAUGUGUGUAGAUUUAGCGCAUUUUUUGUAAGACUGACGAAUGUAAAAAGACACGCCCAUGAUUAAUUUGUUCUCGCUCGUGGGGACCGAGGUGCGGGGGCCGCGGGCCUGUCUCUCGAUACCCUUGUCGCCCUUCCGUCACCCCUGUUAUCCCGCAGGCGAAAAUUCAGGUCUGCCUAUAACUAUAUCCUGAUAAUUUUAGUUAGUUUUUAUGACGUCAGUUAAAUUUUACCGUUAAUGCUAAGUAAAAACACGUGGCGUGUCUUUUUAGAUUGGAUUUUCUAUAGUAUAACCGCUUGUAUUGAAAUUAACUACAGUCCAAUCAGCUAUUUUUGGACUUGAUAAGAAUCAAGGGGCCAUGAAUUAGAAAUAACAAAAAUAAAAUGCGCUUCACGAUUAAUCUUCUCAAAUGAGCCUGUCGUCAUGAAAUCUGUCCUAUCGUCUAUUGUUAUGUACCUACGUGUUGAACAAAGAUUUCGACUGUUGCCGUGUAUGUGUCUUUUUAUAUGCGUAUAGUAUGUAUUCUACCUGGCAAGCUUUGCUAAUACUCUUUUAAUUUUAAUUAUUAUUAAUGGAUUUUGUAAUGUUUUAAUUAAUUUACAUAGUAAUUAUUGUGCGAUUCUCGCGUCAUUGUCAUGUUUUGUAAUUUAUCACAUUUUAAAGAGUACAAAAUAUUGGAAUGUUAUUAAUAAUGUUGUUCAUUAAUGGUAAGUUUUAGAUUAAUUUCACUUUUAAAACUGUUUUUCUUGAUAUCAUUUGUCGUAAUUAUACAAGGUUAAUGUAAAACUGAAAGUGUAAAUAAAAAGUGAUUUUGGUUUGGUAA